This is a messenger RNA of Chanos chanos (milkfish), 3429 nucleotides long. RefSeq names its product syntaxin binding protein 5a (tomosyn) (gene stxbp5a). Gene Ontology annotation, cellular component: SNARE complex; plasma membrane; cytoplasm. Gene Ontology annotation, biological process: exocytosis; Golgi to plasma membrane transport. The record is from RefSeq and is a predicted model, not a curated record. NCBI's taxonomy places the organism in Eukaryota, Metazoa, Chordata, Actinopteri, Gonorynchiformes, Chanidae. The transcript is spliced from 27 exons. The coding region runs from base 1 to 3429 and encodes 1142 amino acids. Gene Ontology annotation, molecular function: syntaxin binding; myosin II binding; GTPase activator activity.
AUGAAGAAGUUUAAUAUUCGGAAGGUGCUGGACGGCCUGACAGCUGUCUCGUCCCCCUCGCCUUCUCCGCAGCCGGGGGUCAAGGAGAACGACCUGAUCCCGGAGACCCUUCAGUCCGAACACUUCCAGCUUUGCAAGACUGUUCGACAUGGCUUCCCCUAUCAGCCGUCCUCCAUGGCAUUUGACCCUGUCCAGAAGAUCCUGGCUAUUGGGACUCAGAGUGGCGCACUACGACUAUUCGGCCGUCCCGGGGUGGAGUGUUACUGUCAGCAUGAAAGCGGAGCAGCAGUCAUCCAACUUCAGUUCCUCAUUAACGAGGGGGCGUUAGUGAGUGCCCUGGCAGAUGACAGCAUUCACCUGUGGAACCUCAGACAGAAGAGGCCUGCCAUUCUGCACUCACUCAAGUUCAACAGGGAAAGGAUAACAUUCUGUCAUCUUCCCUUCCAAAGUAAAUGGCUGUACGUGGGCACGGAACGAGGGAACAUCCACAUCGUAAACGUGGAGUCCUUCACCCUCUCAGGAUAUACCAUCAUGUGGAAUAAAGCCAUCGAACUGUCAUCUAAGGCUCAUCCUGGCCCUGUGGUCCACAUUAGUGAUAACCCCAUGGAUGAGGGAAAGCUCAUCCUUGGGUUUGAGUCUGGGAUCGUGGUCCUGUGGGAUCUGAAGUCGAAAAAAGCCGAUUACCGCUACACCUAUGACGAGGCGAUUCAUUCUCUCGCCUGGCACCAUGAGGGAAAACAGUUCAUCUGCAGCCACUCAGACGGUACCCUGACCAUAUGGAACGUCAAGUCCCCAAGCAAACCCGCACAGACAAUCACGCCACAUGGAAAGCAGCCCAAGGAUGGAAAGAAGCCAGAGCCAUGUAAACCCAUUCUCAAAGUAGAAUAUAAGACCACCAGAGCAGGGGAUCCGUUUAUGAUCUUCUCUGGCGGUCUGUCGUAUGACACGGUCGGGCGGCGGCCCUGUCUGACUGUGAUGCAUGGGAAGAGCACAGCGGUGCUGGAGAUGGACUACCCCAUUGUAGACUUCCUCACGCUGUGUGAAACGCCAUAUCCAAACGAUUUUCAGGAACCCUAUGCAGUAGUGGUCCUUCUAGACAAGGAUUUGGUUGUUAUUGAUUUAGCACAAAACGGUUACCCCAUCUUUGAAAACCCGUAUCCUCUAUCGAUCCAUGAGUCUCCGGUGACGUGUUGUGAGUAUAUUGCUGACUGCUCCGUAGACCUCAUACCUGCACUUUACUCUGUCGGCUCCCGCCAGAAACGACAGGGCUACAGCAAAAAGGAAUGGCCUAUCAGUGGGGGGAACUGGGGCCAAGGCACACAAAGCUAUCCUGAAAUUAUAAUAACUGGACAUGCUGAUGGUUCAGUCAAAUUUUGGGAUGCCUCUGCAAUAAUGCUCCAAGUGCUGUACAAGCUGAAGACGGCGAAGGUGUUUGAGCGGUCGCGCUGUAAGGAGGACAAGCCGAGCACAGAGAUAGUGGAUGAGGAUCCGUUUGCCAUCCAGCUCAUGUCCUGGUGCCCAGACAGCCGCGUGCUAUGUGUGGCAGGAGUGUCUGCCCACGUCAUCAUCUACAGAUUCAGCAAACAGGAGAUAACUACUGAGGUUGUUCAGCUCCUGGAAGUGAGGCUGCAGUAUGAGCUGAAUGAUUUGGAAUCUCCUGAAGUGGGCGGAGACCAAUCACCAGCCCCUCCCACUCCCAGUACCUCGCCCAGCCCACAGAGCGCCGCCCCUCAGACGCACGCCUCCACCAGCAGCAACUCGUCAGACGGCAUGAGAGACAACGUGCCCUGUCUGAAGGUUAGGAGCACCCCUCUGAAGCAGUCUCCGGGGUACCAGGUGGAGCUGGUGGUCCAGUUGGUUUGGGUCAGCGGUGAACCUCCCCAGCAGAUCAGCAGCCUGGCCAUCAACUCCUCCUACGGCCUAGUGGUUUUCGGUAAUACUAAUGGGCUGGCUGUAGUGGAUUAUCUACAGAAGACGGUUCUGUUGAAUCUGGGCACUGUGGAGCUUUAUGGAUCUAAUGACCCGUAUCAGAGACAACCACGGUCACCCCGCAAGUCCAGACAACCGUCCGGAGGGUUAGGCGACAUCAACGAGGGGUCGGCCACGUCGGAGGAUCGAUGCAAGUCUCCCACCUCAGUGUUGAUGCCAAACCAUCAGCAGUUCUACAAUGGCGGAGGUAGAGGAGCAAAGAUGUCACGGAAAUUAAGCUUGCCAACUGAGCUCAAGCCAGACUUGGUCCUACUCUCUGUAUGUCCUCCCCGGGCUGCCGUACCCCUAGACAACCGGGACAACUCCUUCAGCCGCUCCCGGAGCUCCAGCGUCACCAGUAUCGAUAAGGAUGCGCGGGAGGCCAUCACCUCCUUCUAUUUCUGCGAGACGUACACCCAUAAGACGGACACCGUGCUCAGCCCCAGCCUGUGGGUGGGCACGUCUCUGGGCACGGUGCUGGUUAUCUCCCUCAACCUGCCCCCUGCUGGAGAACAGAGGCUACUGCAGCCAGUCAUCGUCUCACCCAGUGGUACGCUGAUCAGACUGAAGGGUAGCGUUUUACGGAUGGCUUUUCUGGACGCCACGGGCUCCCUGUUGCCGCCCCCGUCCGAGCCCUGGCACGAGCCGAACGCCCCCGACGACCGGGAAGAACGGGACAAAGUCCGUAAGCGCCGGCCCAUGUCCGUGUCCCCCUCGGCGUCCCAGGAGCUGACGGAGAACCAGUACGCGGUGGUGUGCUCGGAGAAACAGGCGAAAGUCAUCGCUCUGCCCUCGCAGACCUGUAUGUUUAAACACAACAUCACGGAGACGUCCUUCGUGCUCCGCGCCGACGUGGUGCAGAUGGGCACCGGCAUCUGCGUGGCGUGUUUCUGUGCCAACGGCCACAUCAUGACUCUCAGCUUGCCUGGGUUAAGGCCGUUGUUGGAUGUGAAUUACCUUCCGCUGACGGACAUGAGGAUAGCCAGAACCUUCUGCUUCUCCAACCUGGGCCAGGCCCUGUACCUGACCUCUCCCACCGAGAUCCAGAGGUUAACCUACAGCCAGGACGUCUGCGAGAACCUGCAGGAGAUGCUGGGGGAGCUGUUCACUCCUGUGGAGACGCCAGAAGCUCCGAACCGUGGCUUCUUCAAGGGCCUCUUUGGUGGAGGGGCGCAAUCUCUGGACAGAGAAGAGCUUUUCGGUGAGUCAGGGGCUGGGAAAGCGUCCCGUAGUCUUGCUCAGCACAUUCCGGGCCCGGGGGGGAUUGAGGGGAUGAAGGGCGCGGCGUCGGGUGUGGUGGGUGACCUGGCGAGGGCUCGGAUAGCCCUGGACGAGAGAGGACAGAAACUGAGCGAAGUGGAGGAGAGGACGGCAGCCAUGAUGGCCAGCGCCGACUCGUUCUCCAAACACGCCCACGAGCUGAUGCUGAAAUGUAAGGAUAAAAAAUGGUACCAGUUCUGA